Gossypium raimondii (Peruvian cotton) is the source of this 1631-nucleotide messenger RNA. Its product is annotated as probably inactive leucine-rich repeat receptor-like protein kinase IMK2. The record is from RefSeq and is a predicted model, not a curated record. Gene Ontology annotation, molecular function: protein binding. The transcript has a single exon. Bases 205 to 1407 code for a protein of 400 amino acids. Lineage: Eukaryota; Viridiplantae; Streptophyta; Magnoliopsida; Malvales; Malvaceae.
ACUGAUUCACUCCCUUUUCAGUAAUCAGCAUCUAUAAGCCAUCAAUACUCUGCAUUUCCUCUUACAACCCAAUCUCCAGUCUUCUUCUUCUUCUUCUUCAUUCUCUUUCAAGCCAUUAAAAAAGCUUUCACCUUUGAGUUGAUAGUAUUCUGUCAAUAAGAAAGCUAACCUUCGUGGACCCAAAAAAGCCCAUCGGCUCUUUCAAUGGGGAAACAAGGAAGAAAGAGAUUGGUUUCUUAUGCUCUGUUUUUAGCUGCUCUGUUUCAAUGUAGAUUCUUGGCUUUUGCAAUUUUAGACCCACUUGAUUUUUUAGCUUUACAGUUGAUUAGGAAGUCGAUGAAUGAUUUACCGGGGUCUAGUUUUUUUGCUUCCUGGGAUUUCACCUCCGAUCCUUGUAACUUCACCGGAGUUUAUUGUGAGUCCGAUAAGGUAAUAGCUCUUAAUCUAGGUGACCCGCGUGCUGGUUUUCCGGGUUUAACCGGAAGGUUAGACACGGCUAUUGGUAAACUCUCAGCACUUACAGAGUUCUCUCUGGUUCCGGGUCGGGUCUUCGGGUCGUUGCCGAUGUCGAUCUCGCGAUUAGAGAACCUUCGGGUUCUUGCGAUAACUCGGAAUUUUAUCUCCGGGGAUAUACCGGCGAGUCUCGGUCGAUUGAGAAGGCUUAAAACGCUUGAUCUCAGUUACAAUCGACUCACCGGUAAAAUCCCUCGUUCUAUCGGGACCUUACCGGAGCUUACCAAUGUUCUUCUCUGCCACAAUAACCUCUCCGGUUCGGUCCCUCCGUUUCUCUCCCAAGCCUUAACCCGGUUGGACCUAAAACGGAACGCUCUCACCGGUUCACUCCCCAACUCCUUCUCUCCUUCCCUCCAGUUCCUCUCUCUCUCAUGGAACCAACUGACUGGACCGGUGGACAGUGUCCUAUCCCGGCUCGACCAGUUAAGUUUCCUAGACUUGAGUUUUAACCGUUUUACCGGUCCAAUCCCCGACCGGAUUUUCUCAUUUCCUCUCACAAACCUUCACUUGCAAAGAAACUCGUUUUACGGUCCAGUCCAACCAGGCGAUCAAGUGAAGAUCUCGACCGUUGAUCUGAGCCAUAACAUGCUUUCGGGUCGAAUUUCACCGAUGUUCUCGACCGUGCAGAAUCUUUAUUUGAAUCAUAACCGGUUCACGGGUCAGGUACCGGACAGCUUAGUGGACCGUUUAUUAUCGGCCAGCUUACAAACACUUUAUUUGCAGCAUAAUUUUUUGACCGGGAUCGGGAUUAAUCCAACGGCUGAGAUCCCUCAAAGCUCUUCGCUGUGUAUACAGUAUAACUGCAUGGUGCCUCCCGUACAGACGCCCUGCCCUUUGAAGUUUGAAACACAGAAGACUAGGCCUACUUCCCUCUGUAACGAAUGGAAAGGGUAGAUUGGUAAUUUCUGAAGUGCUAGUGCCGGGUACUUUAGGAAGAUAAAAAUAAUGGGAAAUUUUUUUUAUUCAUUUAUUUUACUGGAUUUUUUAUUCGUUUAUUUAUUUUAUAAGAAAAUUUGUUGAAUAUGUUUUAGGUUCAAAACGAAUUUGUUGAAUUUUUUUCUUUUCAAAGAGAAUUUGUUGAUAAAUUAGAAAAUGUAAGUUGUAAUUUUUACUUUUUU